Molecule: messenger RNA, 4697 nt
Organism: Nothobranchius furzeri (turquoise killifish)
Lineage: Eukaryota; Metazoa; Chordata; Actinopteri; Cyprinodontiformes; Nothobranchiidae
Source: RefSeq, a predicted model, not a curated record
GAGCAGGACAACCAAGUGGGCGGAGCCUAGAAGUCUUCUUCCUGAUGAAUUGCUAUGAUGACAUAUCAAAGGGAGAUGACAUCAUCAGUAUCAGUGACACAGACACAGACACAUCGGAACCCUUGAGAAGCCAGUUCAGUUGUAUUCUGUUGCUUUAGACUAUCACUCAGAAAUCAGUUUCUUAUCCCUGUUGUGUGAUUUAAGAAGCAAUACUACCCGGGAAAGCUGUUAGUUUAACUUAUCGAGACUAAGGGCUUAAACAAAAUGUUCUCAAGUAUGAAAAUGAUGAACUCAACAUGGAACUUGAAGAAACAAGAGGAUUUUAGACAGUGUAAUGAAACCAUGUUUCUGGGAAAAACAUAUUUCCCUAAGCAAAUUGAAAGAGAAGACAGAUAUUGUGAAACACAGGUGCCAUAUUAUCGUGGUAUAGAAAUUGAUCCAGUGGGACAGACUGAGAUGUCUAGAAACCUGCAUCAGAAAUGUGUGGAGAAUGAGGGAAAAUGGAAAAAGGAAACUGAUCAACUCAAAGCACAAAAUCAUGAGUUGAGAAUGAGUCUUGACCAGGCCAAGCAGGAUAUUGAAGUAAUGAGAAGUCGAUUUUUUAGUUUGAUGAGCACUUUAGACGGUUAUAACAAAUGUGUGGAUCAAGUGACGACUGAAAGAACCAACAUGGUUUUAGAAGUUUAUAGCUUGAAAAGCGAAUAUGAAUCCGUGGCUGAUAAAAUUGAGAGGAUCAUAGCUUCUGCUGAUGCCAAGCUAGACAAAAAUAAAGACCAACUCAUCUGUGACUUAAGACGACAGCUGCAGUUAGCUAUGGGUCAAUUUGAUCAAAUAAACGCCUGGCCCUAUCAGGAAACACGACCUGCACUGCAAUCAGAUACAGUCCAGUUUAGUGGCAAUUGUAUCAGCGCUUUACAGAAUGCAGUUAUUGACAGUGAAAAUAAAAUUAGCAGACUAAAUGAGCUACUGAAGACGUAUACAAAAGAAAUUGAGCUAAAUUUACAGGUCAGUAAAGAGCGUAGCACAGCUGCGCAGAAAGACAGGGAACUUUCCACUCUCUUUGAACAGGUGGAAACCCUGAAGACAGAACUGGAAACCAUGAAAAACAAAGCACGGGAAACAGAGAAGGAGCUAAAACAAGCUAACGUUUCUGCUGAGGAAAAAGAUGAAUUGGUCAAUCAGGUUAUGAACAAACUGGGGGAAUUUAAAACGGACAUUUUUCGUCUGCAGUCAGCCUUCAAAGAGUUUUGUAGGUGGAAAAAUCAAAUUAGAUCUAGCAAUGACAAGACAGAGACCUGGUUCAGCGUAGUCGAGCACCUUGAGAUAAGAAUUAAGGACCUCGUUGAAGACAGUGAGGACAUGACCGUGUUUAAACAAAGGACUGCAUACGCGCCCAAACUCCACAAACCUUUGACGGAUUUGAGUCACAUGAAAGAGAGGUCUCUAGAAAUGGGGUGUGGAAUUAAAAACACAACAAAAAUAAAUGAUGAGGAGAAAAUCAAACUGCAGGAAUUGAAAGACAAAGAAAGAUUGAAAGAGUUGCAGAACUCUGAAGCCGCUCUUCAUAAAGAGGUAUCAGAUCUUCAGGACAAGUGUUCGCAGUACGAUGAAAAAAUCGCAAGCCUUAGAGGAAACAUUGAAAAGGUUGAGCGUGAGAAAAUUUGUGCCGAGACAUUUUCUGAGGAGCUGAAGCAGAAAAAUCAAGAACUGCAGGCUUUAGUAAACUCUUUGAAAGACAGAUGCCAAAAACAGAAAGAGAAGAUUGAAGGCAUGCAAGAAUCUCACCUGCAGGAAACAAAGAGACAGCAGCUGGAGAUCAAACAGCUAACCGACUCCUUAGAGAAAAAAGAAUCCGCCAUCCAAGAGUGGCAGAACAAACUUGGUCAAACUAUGGUGGGACACGAGGAGGUCAAACAGAAACACGAAAAAGAACUGGCACAGCUGGCAUCUGACUCAAAGAAAGAAACCAAGAAAUACAUUGAUGAAAUAUGUCAGUUGAAGGAAAAAAUUGAAGAACUUGAAAGCAUGACAUUUCAAGAUUUCAGGCCAGACAAUGACAUAGCAGAAAGGUUGGAAGAACUGACCGUAGAGCUCCUGAUUAGCCAGGAAGCGCGGCGACGCAUCCAGGAAGAAAAAGACAAGCUACAGAAGGAAUGUGAGGAGCUUAAAGAACAAAUCGAGCAACUAAGUGCUGAUAAUAAGAUGUCAGGCUCCAAAGAUUCAUUAUCAAAGACAUAUUCUGAUUGUACAUCUCCCAGAGUGAGAAAAAUGAGCAAAUCAUCAAUGCCCAUCACACCUGGGAAAAUUUCUCCCAAAGAUCAAGCUAACAAACGGAAAGACUAUGAAUUAUUGAUACCGGAUCUUGGAUUCACUGAUGUGGUCAGAAAAGAUGCUCCAUGCUCGUCAGGCUCAGAUGACAAACUGAGCUUAUUUAAAAAGGGAAUGACUUCUACAUUUGAACGUGAAAAUAAGUUUUCUAAAGAAAUUAGUGAAGAACCACAAUCAGGCUCUGAGAAUGAACGUGCAAAAGGUUGUUCUCAAGAACUAAGUGAAGAGCUGAGGUCAGACUUUGAUUAUGAACUUACAAAAAAGAUUUCUGAAGAAACGAGUGAAGACGCUGAUGAUGAUGAUGAUGAUGAUGAUGAUGAUGAUGAUGAGUUAUUGAUUACAGAAUAUGAAUAUGAAUAUUCAGAUAGUUUCAUUGAUGAUGAAACUAGUGAGGAACCAUGGUCACCUGAACCUGUAAAACGUGUUUCAAAAAAAUUUAUUGAAGAACCGCAGUCAGGCUCUGACAGCGAACGCAAGAAAAGGUUUUCCGAGUACGAACUUAGUAAAGAACCGCAGUCAGGCUCUGACGGAGAAUGCAAGAAAAGGUUUUCCAAAUACAAGCUCAGUAAAGAACCGCAGUCAGACUCUAGUGAAGAACCACAAUCAGGCUCUGACAGCAAAUGCAAGAAAAGGUUUUCCAAGUGCAAACUUAGUGACGAACCACAGUCAGGCUCUAGUGACGAACCACUGUCAGGCUCUGACAGCAAAUGCAAGAAAAGGUUUUCCAAGUGCAAACUUAGUGACGAACCACAGUCAGGCUCUAGUGAAGAACCACAGUCAGGCUCUGACAGCAAAUGCAAGAAAAGGUUUUCCAAGUGCAAACUUAGUGACGAACCACAGUCAGGCUCUAGUGACGAACCACUGUCAGGCUCUGAGAAUGAACGUGCAAAAGGUUGUUCUCAAGAACUAAGUGAAGAGCUGAGGUCAGACUUUGAUUAUGAACUUACAAAAAAGAUUUCUGAAGAAACGAGUGAAGACGCUGAUGAUGAUGAUGAUGAUGAUGAUGAUGAUGAUGAGUUAUUGAUUACAGAAUCUGAUUAUGAAUAUUCAGAUAGUUUCAUUGAUGAUGAAACUAGUGAGGAACCAUGGUCACCUGAACCUGUAAAACGUGUUUCAAAAAAAAUUAUUGAAGAACCACAGUCAGGCUCUGACAGCGAACGCAAGAAAAGGUUUUCCGAGUACGAACUUAGUAAAGAACCGCAGUCAGGCUCUGACGGAGAAUGCAAGAAAAGGUUUUCCAAAUACAAGCUCAGUAAAGAACCGCAGUCAGACUCUAGUGAAGAACCACAAUCAGGCUCUGACAGCAAAUGCAAGAAAAGGUUUUCCAAGUGCAAACUUAGUGACGAACCACAGUCAGGCUCUAGUGACGAACCACAGUCAGGCUCUGACAGCAAAUGCAAGAAAAGGUUUUCCAAGUGCAAACUUAGUGACGAACCACAGUCAGGCUCUAGUGACGAACCACUGUCAGGCUCUGGGGGUGAACUUGAAGAAAGUUUUGUAGCUCAAACUUAUCCUGGGGUAAACAAACGCCAGGAAAUACCCUUUAAAUGGCUGGCUCCACUGAAGAAGGACACAUCUCCAAAAGAGUCUAAAAAUGAAAAUAAUUAUUCAACAGAAAGUAAAUCUUCCAUUGAUAAAUCUGGCAAAUUGAACAAUAAGAAACCAAUGCUGGAAGUUGGCAGUUGUUCUAAUGAUGUCGUGAGUAAAAAAACACGCUCACCACCACCUCUCAAGCUCCAACUGGGAAAGACUACUCUGCGUCCAGUCAAAGCGAGACCUAUUGAGCACGGGUCAAAUGCCACCAAAGUGCUUUCCCCUGUUUCUCUUUCUAUCCUUCCUUCACUUUCUACAAAACCUACAUCUCCUCUUUCUAGGACAUCCACGUUACCUCCUCUGUCUGAGAGAUCCACACCUUCCCAUUCUAGACAACCCACGUCUCCUCCGCUGUCUGAGGAAACCACACCUUCCUAUUUUGGAAGCCCCACGUCUCCUCCCCUGUUUGAGAUACUCAUGCCUCCCCAUUCAAAAAAAUCUACACGUCCUUCUCUUUAUAGAAAUCCCUAGCCUGUAUUAUACGAAACCAAAACCUGCCAUUUAAAUGGCCGCCGUCGUCGUCUUCCUCCGCUUAUCCGGGUCCGGGUCGCGGGGGCAGCAUCCCAACUAGGGCGCUCCAGACUGUCCUCUCCCCGGCCACCUCCACCAGCUCCUCCGGCAGGACCCCAAGGCGUUCCCGGACCAGAUUGGAGAUAUCCAAUCCAAUCCAAUCCAAUUUUAUUUAUAUAGCACAUUUAAAAACAGCAUGUCAGCUGACCAAAGCACUGCACAGAGUUAAACCUAAAAAGCCAUUUAAAAUACACAUACACAUUAAA